Symbiodinium pilosum is the source of this 408-nucleotide messenger RNA. The record is from the annotation of a GenBank genome assembly. NCBI's taxonomy places the organism in Eukaryota, Dinophyceae, Suessiales, Symbiodiniaceae.
AUGGCGCCGUUGCCGUCGCUGGAUGAGGACAUCGAUUUCUUUCGUGUCAAGGGGUAUGUGACGGAGCCGAAGGCCUGCCUCAGUUGCAAGCCUUGGAAAAACUACCUCUACGACGCCCUGAAACUCGAAGCUGGGUCCAUGAACAAACAGGAGAGCGUUGGAUUCAAUUUUCAGUUUUUCCGCAACGGCACCUACAGGCUCGCCUGGACUCGGACUUACGAUGCGUGGUCCUCACAGGGCGAGCAGCACUAUGGCAAGUGGCAUACGGUGAUGGACCAUGUGUGCUGCGAGACUCUCGAGCCCCCAGUUGAGGCUCAGGAGACGGAGAUGAGAUAUGCACCAGCGGGCUACAAGUUUGCUGUGCCAAUCGAGGACAUUUUGAGCGCGCAAGGCCCGGAUGUGGCUUAG